Annulohypoxylon truncatum is the source of this 2552-nucleotide messenger RNA. RefSeq lists its product as uncharacterized. Lineage: Eukaryota; Fungi; Ascomycota; Sordariomycetes; Xylariales; Hypoxylaceae. Bases 258 to 2342 code for a protein of 694 amino acids. The record is from RefSeq and is a predicted model, not a curated record. The transcript has a single exon.
GAGACCGCUUUUGUUAUUCUCAACUCCUGCAGAUUGUCUUCGACGCAGUUUCAGACCUUUUGUCUCUUUUAUUUCUUUCCGGAGCUUUGCUAAAAAUAUAGGCACCACGAACGGACUCCCCGAGUUGAUCAAAAUCCGCUUCUCGGUGGUUUUCGCAUAUAGGAAGAGAUUUAUGUAGGAGAUUGUCACUGCCGACCUAGCAUUCCCCUGCAACGCCACCAAAUCGAUCAAUUCGGACCCGGGAGCGAAACAUCACGAUGGGGAAUUUCGAGCCGCUUAUGAGCUUCAAUUUGCCAGAGCUUCUGGCUGUGGAUUUGGAAGCGUCGAAGGAGGUUUUUAAAUCGAGACAAUUGACUGCUGGGGCCCCGGCGCCUACACUAGCCGACGAUGGGAGCAAGAGACGAUAUUCAUUACAGGACAGUUCGCUGAGCGCGGCCCCUUCAUCCCUGUCAUAUCAUCUAGAUAUGAUGUCCAGGGCUAAGUCGUUACAAAAUGCGCAUGAGAAAGAAGCUCAAUUUUUAACUAUUCAUCGCAAGUCGGAACAAAACAACAGCGAUUCCGACACGACCAGCAGUGAAUCAUCCGGUGUCUUGAUGCCACCGCCGUCGAUUGGCACGCGGGACGCAUCAAUUGCCACAGCAGCCACAUCAGUCACCUCGGAAAGGAUGGAGUCGUCGAACCAAUUAAAGCUUGUGAUACAAGACAAGAAGCAAGCUGGCGAGAGUUGGAUAGACUUUGACGCUGACGAUGCAACUUCUCCGGAUCGAAGGUACAGUAGCAUGAUCAAUAUCCCGCCACCUGCACAUUAUUUGCGACGUGAUAUGGACGAGUCAAGAAGUAUGUCUCUUAACUCAGCUUUGCCGCGUCCCAAGUCGACUGCUAUUCCUCCCACGUCACCUGCCAGCGUAAAAUCUCUGGGUACGCCUGAGCAACAGACUUAUGUCAAGAAGCCUCUGUCAAGUCCUACCUCAAUUCCAACCCGACGCUCUUCUUUAUUAUACCGAAAUUACCCGGUACUUCCACAGAUUAAUGUUUCACCGUCUCGACAAAGUUCACCACCUCGACCACCACCACCGACACAUUCUGACGCUGGACCGGCAACCCCAGACAUCAACAUGUCGUCUUCAGCCCGGCCCCGAGCGUUCCGUAGCGAGGUGAAUGUGAAUGUGAGCGAUGCUGCCGACGAGGCAGAUGAUAGAGUGGAUUUCCCCUCAGAUUUUACCAUGGUAGCAAACGAAGGUGGGCGGGUUUCGCGUGCAGGAAGCACCCAGUAUCCGGAAAUCGCGCCGGCUGGAAUCGAUGUCGAAUCUUGGUUGGAGUCUAGCGUUGACAACUUUCCUUAUUAUGCCCGAACCGGAGCCGACGGUGGACAUGCUCCCUUACCGCUCCCACCAGAGGUUAUCGAUACGCUCCGAGUCUCGAUAGCAUGCUUCCCGGAAACGAUGCUUCAGUGCUCUAGUCUUUCCAUCGAGACUAUACGUGGUCACUCCAGGAAGCUUAGAUACAAGGACACGAGCCCUGCAAGCUUAUAUUCCGAAACAACUGUGUCGGCUGACACUUUGGAGCCAGCAAAACAGUCGAAGUGGAAGUGGCUGCCCUUGAAGAAACUCCCAUCGUCUCCUACUCAGACGCCACCUAGUCCGCAACGAAGCGGCCUUGGGGAGAGCUUAGAAUCGAGGUUUAGCCCAACCUGGCCUAGAAAGCCAGAUUGGACGGCGAUUCAGAACCUCUUCCCCACUUCGUCGGAUUAUCUCUGCGACGCUCUCUAUGCUCAUAUAGUAGCAUAUAACUAUAUUACUUCAUUAUGUCCUCGGUCGGUACUUGCCAAUCCAAUAUCGAGACCUAGCUCGAAGUCCUCGGCCAUGUCGGAUAUGUCACUUGACCUCUCGAUGGACCUCCGCACCUCUAUCGAUAUGCGAUCUUCUACCUCCGACGGCACCGCGAUCCCGCUAAAGGCAGCAAGCUUACUCGGUCUGCAAGAAGAUCCGAACGCACCGAUUCCCGAACCCCCUUCGUCACGAUGCAACACGCUUCGCAGUAAGAGGUCAUUUUUCGUGCUACCUAAGUCCGCCUCAUUCCACGAAUCCAUUAGACCUCCGACGGCAGCCGGUUUUGGCGGUCGCCGCCCAACGCCACCAGACCAUAGCGAGCAGUUAUUGAGGGAUCUCCGGCUUGGUCUCGCCAGGUGCAUCUCAAGGCUUGUCGCCACACUACGGAUGUCUAAUGGCGGCCCGUCUGCAGGUACUGAUAGUGGGGGAAAGCCGAGACGUGAGGAAGAUCCUGACUUUAUGCGAGCACUAUGUGAAAUUGUACGCCUUUCCGAAGAAAGAUACAUGUUUUAGGAUCAAUUCACACUCGCGAUACUAUGAGAUAGACGAUCGGCUAGUUGCACCUGGACACAAUACAUUAUGCAAAGGAUAACGAGUUCUUUCGACAAGAAAAAAUCACUUGUUUUUACGCACUCGGCUUUUAGGCAUUAUUUGUUCACCUUCUCCUAGGUCACACCGAUAUCUGGGAGUCUUUUGGCUCCAGCUCUACAAAAAUUUCGCCAC